GUAGUAUGUUAUCAGCCGUUGGUUGAAAGUAGUUUAGUGAGCUGGGGGGGAAGUAUUUUUCUUCUGUUUUAUCUUAACAAAUGAAUAACAUGACUUGACAGCUUUAAAUUAUAGACGAGUUUGUUAUGUUAGACGUGCUUCAAUAUUAUUUCAACCUAUUUUGUUCUUUCGUGUUCAGUUAACUUCGAGCAACCGAAGACAACGGCUUUGGUUUACACCCCAGCCAAGUUUGGACAAAAUUGUGAACUCUCGGCUAGCAUCAAAGGAUUUCCCCUUGGUUUUUACAACUAGUAAACUACAAAGUGUGCGUAUGUUGGCGGUAGGUCAGCGGCCUGAAAUGAAUGACAGCAUGAACUACCAACAAGGCCUUAUUACUGAGGACCACUGUCCUUUGACUGUGCCCGUCCGGUUUCAGCCUCUUACAGAUACCUAUCUAGUGGAUCCCAGACCGUUUGCAAGGGGUAAAUUUGCAACUGUACGUCGUUGUAAACACAAGGAAACGGGAGUGGACUAUGCAGCAAAGUGUAUCCGGAAACGUCGUCGUGCGGCGGAUGUACGUCACGAAAUAAUGCACGAGAUAUUUAUUUUGAAACUAAGUGAGAACUCCCCUCGUAUUAUUCGUCUUUACGAAGUCUACGAAACGUCAACGGAAGUCAUACUGGUUUUGGAAAUGGCAGCAGGGGGCGAACUUCAGCGUGUUUUGGAAGACCACGAGGAGAUAUCGGAAAAGGAAGCAGCUCGUAUCAUGCGCCAGAUUCUAGAGGGCGUAGCUUUUUUGCAUGAGCGCAACAUUGCGCACUUAGAUAUCAAGCCACAAAACUUGUUGCUUACCAAUACAUUUCCAACGUGUGAUAUAAAAUUGUGUGACUUUGGAAUUUCUCGCCUGAUUUCAAAAGGAAUUGAACUUAGAGAGAUUCUUGGGACACCUGACUAUGUUUCACCAGAAAUACUUCAUUAUGAACCAAUUUCGUUAGCCACAGAUAUGUGGAGCAUAGGUGUCCUUGCCUAUGUUCUUCUUUCAGGUCAUACCCCUUUUGGUGGAGAGACUAAGCAAGAGACUUUUUGGAAUGUUACCAGUGGUACACUAGAGUUUCCAGAAGAUUUAUUUGGGGGGGUGUCAAAAGAUGCUAAAGAUUUCAUUCAGAGUUUACUGAUCAUGGAACCAAAUGAGAGGAUGACAGCCAAAGAGUGUCUUCAUCAUUCCUGGAUCAAAUCCUUUUGUGACAAGGAAGAUCCUCAGAGAGACAUACCAAAUAUAAGAUUGUCCACCACGAAUGAGUUCAAUGCCGAGGUCUCCGUUGUCUCGGUAGAAGUAGCCGAAGAACUUACCAGUAGUCCAGAAGUUAUCCCACUCUUGCAACAGUCUGUAGAGGCUGUAUCUGUAGACGUUGUAGAUGGGACGUUUCAGUGCCAGACACAGUUGCUUCCAGUGGAUCACCACCAGUGUAAUGGAACCAUAAAGAAAGAAGUGAAAUCAUCUUCUGAUAAAUCUCGUACGUCUUUUGCUAGCUUAACUCCCACAAGUAGUAGUACAGUUGUCUCUGAGAUGAAGGUUGACUAUGAAUCACUAAAUUUGGGUAAAUCUAUCAUUUUUGGAGAUGAAAGGAUGAAUGUUGUGUACUGAAAUGUUUAUUUUCAACUUUGAGGUUAUCAUGAUUGUAUUACACUUGUUUAAAAAGAUUGGCCACCUUCCAGUUUUGUUGGUUUUGGCAGUUAGUGAUUAGUUCUUUACCUGAUGGAAAAACUACUGCAAAUGAAAGUGCUAGUAUGAUUGAGGUAGAUGUUUUUGUUUCUGGGUGCUAGCAUGAUUGAGGUAGAUGUUUUGUUUCUGGGUGCUAGUAUGAUUGAGGUAGAUAUUUUUUGGGUUUUUUUCUGGGUGCUAGCAUGAUUGAGGUAAGAUUUCUUUUUUUCUGGGUGCUAGCACGAAUCAGUAGAUUGAGAUUUGUAUAUGCUUUUAUGAUUGAAACAGUUUUCGAGGUGGUGAUAUAACUGAAGAAAGAGAAUUUAGUCAUAUAUUUUAGCAUAAUGUUGGCUGGUGAUAGUCAUAAAUGUAACCAGCUUGUCUUGUCAUCAUAUUUGAGCUGGGUCUUGAAGAAAAUAUGACAAGAAAUGCUGUUGAACUUUUCACGUGUGUGUGUGUGUGUGUGUGUAAAACAAUUAAGGGACCAAUGUCUUCGUAUAAAAAAAAAACAUGAACAAACUAGAUAAUAUCAUUUAAGUUACAUCUGAAUGAUAUUAUAUUAUGAUUAUAAGUUGUUUUUUAACAAAGUAUAUCCAUUUUCAAUAGAUAUUUAAUAUCCUUUGAGCAGCCAAGCAAAUUACUUUAAAUGUUAAUAUUUUGUAAUACAUGUUUAUUCUUGUCUUCCUUUGCAUUCAUCAAGCACAAAGUUCUGCCAGACACGUGUAUUUAGUUUUAGUGUAAAUAUUUUGUAAAUAAUAUUAGUAGAAGUCUUCUCGAGUAAUAAUAAAUGUAACGUAAUGAGAGCAAGAAUGGUCCCUGUCCGUUUGCUACUUUACUGAAAUAUGUAUUAUCUAAAGUAGCGUUUAUAACGUAUUGUAGCCUUAUAUUUAUCAAUUUAUAAAGUGUAAAAAAAAACAAAAACAAUGUCUGAAGCAGUUUAUUUAUUUUAGAUAACACUCUCUGAUUUGUUUGUGUUGUAAUCAUUUGAUUUUGUAGUUGCACACUUUGUAUAAAGUACAUUUGUAAGUACUCCGUGUUUUCACAAAUAAAAGAUUCUGGGUUGAAGAUUUUCA
Messenger RNA from Limulus polyphemus (Atlantic horseshoe crab), 2754 nucleotides. Its product is annotated as serine/threonine-protein kinase 17B-like. The record is from RefSeq and is a predicted model, not a curated record. The transcript is spliced from 8 exons. Gene Ontology annotation, biological process: positive regulation of apoptotic process; protein phosphorylation; intracellular signal transduction. Gene Ontology annotation, cellular component: nucleus. Bases 311 to 1624 code for a protein of 437 amino acids. Gene Ontology annotation, molecular function: protein serine/threonine kinase activity; ATP binding. Lineage: Eukaryota; Metazoa; Arthropoda; Merostomata; Xiphosura; Limulidae.